AACGUCGGUCACCUCAUCUCACUGCCAACCUUUAAACAGAUUUUUCUGGCCACAUUCUAUUCGAAUCGACGCAGCUCAGCUCAGAGAAGCGUCUGUCCUGCAUUUCCCACUUGCAAACACGCGCGCGCGCGCGCCACGAGUUCGUGACCUCAGUCCUCAACAAUGUCCUCCUCCAGCUUGUCCGCAUCGGACAUCCAACCUCAAGCCCUCUCCUCUCUCUUCAAUUCUUUAAAUGAGGCGUGGAUACGAGCGACGUCGAGCGGAAGCGUAGUGCGACCUUCGAGCACAUUGGUGCUGUUGCCCGACGGAAGACCAGCGCCGUCAGAAGCAGGGGACGGGGCUGGCGAAGUCGGAAGGCUCGGCGUGAACUGGAGAGUACGUUGCGUACCUUCGCUCGGGGAGAAGGCGCGAGCAAAAGCUCAAGCGCAAGCGCAAGCGCAGGCGCAGGCGGAAGGUGCAAGCAGCGUCGACUCUACGACGGUGGGAAAAGACGUCUUUGCGCCACCUUAUGAUGCCAAUCUGUUUGUCUGGUCCGACGAAUCCCACGUCGUCCUGCUCAACAAGUACGCUCUGGUACCCAGACACUUCUUGCUCGUCCCAAAGGAAUUCGCUUCGCAAAACUUGCCGCCGACGCCUGGCAUGCUGGCUUUGACCUACCAAAUCUUGCGUCAAGAUGCGCAGUCACACACCAUCCUCUCCUCUGAUUUCGCCUCCACUUCCACUUCCACUUCCACUUCCACACUGACUCCCGCGGAGAGUGAGCGGGAGAAGGAUGGUGAAUUGUUCGCAUUUUAUAAUUGUGGAAAUUUGAGCGGAGCUAGCCAAAGGAGAAGUCAUGUGCAGUUCUUGCGCAGCGGACUCGAGGGCCAAGAGGAGCUUGGAGAGAGGGGAGAGGGUAGAGUUCCCAUCGAGAAUUUGCUGAGUCUCUGUGUCGAGGAGCAUCAAGGCAAGGAUGACACGGUCUUCGCUCUUCCACUGCCUUAUCAGCACUUUGUAGCUCUUCUAUCUCCUCCUUCAUCCUCUCAAAGCGGCGCGCUGCAAUCGUACCUGAUGCGAAAACUCUUUGGUCUGCUAGAAGCCAUGCAGCAAGCCCGUUUUGCAGCCCUCGAUCAACAAACCUCUUCCUCCCAAGGUACCUUGUCCCCCUCGCAAUCAGGAGCGACCCAAAAUGGACCACCGAGCUACAACCUCUUGAUGAGCACCAGAGCUAUGCACCUCAUUCCUCGCAGCAAGGAAGUUUUCGAGCUCAAAGUGGAAGAAGAUGGGAAAGAGCAUCAGGCGGAAUUGAGCAUCAAUUCCAUGGCAUACGCGGGCCAUCUGCUCGCGAAAAGUCGAGCGGAGCUCUUGGCGCUGCAAAGCUUGCCCGGAGGUGCUUUGCAAGUCCUGAGCAGGACAGGCAUCGCGGGCGUCAAGGACGUCACGACGGCGCUUGCUGAAGAGGGCACGCUCGCCACAAAGGAAUGAACGAUGGCAGGGACUUGAAGAGCGGGGGCGGAAACUUUUGAGGGGCUUGGUUGCAGACACCAGCUGAGAUGGCUUCUCGUGCGUCGUUUGAACUCCCUGUCUGGAAAUGCGAUGAUCUGGGCGGCCUCUUGUGCGUGCAGCCCCCAAGGCAUCGGCCCCAUCAAGACAUUUUAACGGUCUGAUUGCGUCUGUUUAGGUCUUACUAUUACAGUGAAAGUCAAAGUAGUCUGGGACGGUGCAACAGGGUAUUCAUUGUUACCUCCUGACCAAUCUCCCCACCAUAUCCUUCUCUCUGCUUCUCCGAUUCAUCAGGUCGCUCUCGCUCGGUCCUCUACCCGCAUGCCACUUGGUCAACCUUUCCAGCACACCAGCCAACUUGACCGCUUGAACCGCUGGAUACUUUGAGCUUCUUGAUCGAGCGUCGCCCACAUAAUCUGACACCGCAUC
Ceraceosorus guamensis is the source of this 1911-nucleotide messenger RNA. RefSeq lists its product as hypothetical. Lineage: Eukaryota; Fungi; Basidiomycota; Exobasidiomycetes; Ceraceosorales; Ceraceosoraceae. The record is from RefSeq and is a predicted model, not a curated record. The transcript has 3 exons. Gene Ontology annotation, biological process: nucleotide metabolic process. Bases 163 to 1464 code for a protein of 433 amino acids. Gene Ontology annotation, molecular function: ATP binding; ATP:ADP adenylyltransferase activity.